AAUAAACCGACCGUAGAAACUGGUUUCGCUGUAACCAUAACCUUUCUUAAUAAGACAACCGCGUUUUACCAGUAAACGACUUUUCCUCGCAAUUUAAUCCCACUUUUGUUAUUUUUUCAAAUUCGUUUUUCCUCGAAGGAGCAUCGAGUAAAUAUAUCAUUAAAGAGCCUUUAAUAACUUAGACAUAAUAAUUAUAUCUUUAAAAAAAAAACAGAAAAAUUCUUUGCUUUGCAACAAAGGCAGACAGACAAAAGGCUAAUUCGGAGCUCUCCUCCACAUCUUCUUCCAAAACACAAACAAACCCCCAAAUUUCCAGAAAAAUCAGAUCAUUCUUUCAUCAAUCUCGUCUUCUUUAAUCUUAGGUGAGAAUUCAUCAGCUCAAAAACGCAGCACCCGAUCGUUUUACGACUCAAAUCAGAGAAGCUGAUUCUUUUCCAAUCAUUCCAAUUUCCAUUUCUUCCUUGGGAGGUUUUACACCAAAUUAGCCGUCGAAAGGGGUGCUUCUUUGAUCUAAUUUCGAUGGCGGGAUUAGAGAAAAACGCUGAUUUCUCAGGGAAGACGACGAAAUCGGCUACAACGACGUCGUUCUUCAACAGGUCGCUUACAAUUCACGGAAGAACAGUGGUGGAUUCGGGCCCCAAAUCCCACAAUCUCAAUCCUUCUCUCAAUCGUACCACCUCCAUUACCAAAUUCUACACCCCCGUAGAAUCGAUGGGAACUUCUCUUAAAGGCAAAGUCAAAAACCUUUGUAGAUUAUUCGAGACUUCCAAACCCGUUAAACCUGCCUUAGCUGAGAUUCCUCAGAAGCAGAAAUCCGGUAAAUCCCUUUUACCCGAAUCGCGGAUAUCGCCUUUUUCGAGCUUAAACAACUCGGUCAUCCGUCUUCCCGGGACAGAGGACAGGAUUGUGGUGUAUUUUACUAGCUUGAGAGGGAUUAGACGGACGUAUGAGGAUUGCUAUGCUGUCAGAAUGAUAUUUAGAGGGUUUCGGGUUUGGAUCGAUGAGCGCGACGUCUCCAUGGAUAUCGCUUAUAGGAAAGAGUUGCAGAUUGCAAUGGGAGAGAAGUCUGUGUCUUUGCCUCAAGUUUUCAUUAUGGGCAAGUAUGUUGGUGGUGCUGAUGUGAUCAAGAGUUUGUUUGAGAUUGGUGAGCUUGCUAAGAUUCUUAAAGAGUUUCCAAUGAGACAACCAGGGUUUGUUUGCCAUUGCUGUGGGGACAUUCGAUUUGUUCCGUGUUCCAAUUGUAGUGGCAGCAAGAAACUGUUUGAUGAGGAUGAAGAUAGGGUCAAGAGAUGUCCUGAAUGCAAUGAGAAUGGAUUGAUACGUUGUCCUGAUUGCUCUUCUUGAGAUAUAUCAUCAAUGAACCUGAAAAAACCAUUAAAAAAAAGAAGAAAAAAGAGGUAUUUAUUUCUCUUUUGAUGUUUCCAUUGUUGUGUAGAACAGUGAAUGAUGCUGCCACAAGUAUCCGAAAAUCUCUUUUGGAUCAGCAGCAUUUCACUUUGGGUUUUUUAAGGUUUGCGAUCAACGGUAAUGGGAAUGCCGGUGAUCGUGGAUUUAGUUUAUGUAUGUGUUUGCUACUAAGGGCUAAAUGUAAUUGUGUAAUCAAAAUGUCUGAAACGGGUAGUAAGCAUUUUGACUCUUGUGUGUCAAUGUUGUGAAAGACAACUGUGUUCUUAUGCUAUAUAUUUGAUUGUAAAUAUUUCGUGUGUUUAUGGGCAUCUUGUUGAUUACGACAGUAAUUGGGUGGUUCUACUCGCUUGAUCGUCUUUUUAU
Arabidopsis thaliana (thale cress) is the source of this 1770-nucleotide messenger RNA. RefSeq names its product Glutaredoxin family protein. The record is from RefSeq and is marked reviewed. Lineage: Eukaryota; Viridiplantae; Streptophyta; Magnoliopsida; Brassicales; Brassicaceae. The transcript is spliced from 2 exons. Bases 520 to 1344 code for a protein of 274 amino acids.